AUGAGCCCAUUUCAAAAAUUAGCGACUGAUCGAGAUACGAAAAAACUAAGGCUGUAUAAAUUUAGGUCGGAUGAUCGGGAAAGUGAGAAGAAUGUGCAAACGAAGAGCAUUACGAAGAAAAAGGCACAUAGCGAGAGGCCAUGCGUGGAAUGUGGUCGAUGGCUGGAUGAUUGCGUGUUGGAUUGGAAAGAGACACUUGGAGUGGGUUCCGUGUGGUGUUCUCGCGAUUGCAUCGAGCGGAGAGUGGCCAGAGCACACGAGGUUUUGCCGGAGGAUUAUGGGGCCUUGACAUUGCUACGUGGCGAUGGUCAACUUUUAACGACCGGACCGACAUUAGCAAAUCUCGCUGAGUUCAUUUACAAGUAUCCGGAAUAUGAACCUGUUUUACCAGUGGCUAAGAAAAAGCAGCCACCAAAAACCGAUCAAGGCGGUGAUUCGAAAAAAUCAACUGCAAAACUUCUAUCGAAAGAUUCUGAUCGAAUUCGCUUCAACGUGAAGAGGGCGUUUUCAGAUGCGUUAACGAAACGUGCUAAAAUGGACAAAGUGAAAUCCGCCAUCAAGUUGUGCAAGGACGUAUCGGAAAAUAUUGAAGCUGCUCUUUUCAAAUCGUGUCAAUCCAAUUUGAAUUCACCUAAAUACAAAACUUGGACGAAGACUUUCAUAGAGAAUGUGGCUGAUUGCCGAAAUAAGAGCUUCUACUACCGAGUUCUGACGGGAGUGAUAACUGUGCAAAAGCUUGUCACACUAGAAGGUCCGGAUAUGCGGAAGCCGGAAUAUUCGGCUCCUCUCGACGGCGUGGGAGAUGAAGAAGUGAAAGUGGUGGAAGCCGGUGAAGCUGAAGAAGCGGCAGUAUCGGAGCCAAAUGACGCUGCAAAAUCCGCCAAAGAGGAAGAACCAGCUGAAAGCGCAAAGAAGAAGGAAGCAGAGAGUACUGCUGGCGCCACUGCAUCUGUUUCUGAAGCGAGCAUUGCUACCCGCAGUGCAUUAAGAAAAGAAACGAGUACACCGAAGUUGUCGAAAAAAGUUGAAGUGAAGUCAGCAAAACGCCCACUUCGUAAAUCUGAGCCAAAGAAUGCUCUGUAA
Molecule: messenger RNA, 1083 nt
Organism: Cooperia oncophora
Lineage: Eukaryota; Metazoa; Nematoda; Chromadorea; Rhabditida; Trichostrongylidae
Source: the annotation of a GenBank genome assembly